GAGCCAGAGUUUCGGACACUUUUGACGGUAUCGUUAUAUUCGUGUCUCCCAUCAGGUGAUGGACUAUCUCAACAACAUGAACGCGAGCAGGACGGAAGAAAGUGAAGGAAGCCGGAACUUCCUCGAUAAUCAAACGGCGUCUCAAGUCACUUGCGGCCUCGGAUAUCGUAAUUUUCUGCCACCCGCUGGAGAAAUUUGGUGCAACUGGGCUUGGGACUCGAUUCUAUGUUGGCCACCGACUAAAGCUUCCACCUCAGCGAGGCACAGAUGCCCGAGGGAAAACGGUAUAGAUACAACCAAAUUCGUGGAAAAACGGUGCGGUGAAGACGGGCAGUGGGAAGGUCGAGAAGGAUCGUUUGCUGGACGUGGUUCCCCGGUUUCGGGGGGCUCUGAAAACGUUCAUGGCGAAUCGCACGGCUGGACAAAUUACACGCCUUGCUUCACCCCGGAAAUGCUUCAGCUCAUUCGCAAGCUCUAUUCGGGAAGCGAGGACGCUGCCAAGGUGAAAUUGGACAUCGCGCAGAGGACCAGAAAUCUGGAAAUCGUUGGGUUCAGCGUCUCCCUCGCCGCAUUGCUGGUCUCUCUGGCGAUCUUUUGUCACUUCAGGAGUCUGAGGAACACCAGAACUCGCAUUCACAAGAACCUCUUCGUGGCUAUGGUGAUGCAAGUCCUAAUUCGCCUCACCCUAUACAUAGACCAAGCCUUGCUGAGAACCAAGACUCCCGGCGUCAGUCGUGGCAUCGAAAACACGCCCGUCCUUUGCGAGGCGAGCUACGUUCUCCUGGAAUACGCAAGAACGGCGGUGUUCAUAUGGAUGUUCAUCGAGGGGCUUUAUCUGCACAAUGUCAUUACCGUCACCAUAUUUCAAGAGACAUCCUACUACCGGAUGUACCGGUUCGUCGGCUGGGGUUGCCCGGUCCUCAUGACCUUGGCUUGGGCGAUAGUCACGGCAUUUUACUACCACCCCUCAAAGUGCUGGUGGGGCUACAACCUGACCCUUUACUUCUGGAUCCUGGAAGGGCCCAGAAUGGCGGUUAUACUGCUGAACUUCUUGUUCCUUUUGAACAUCAUUCGAGUCCUGGUGGUCAAACUGCGACAGAGUCACACCAGCGAGAUCGAACAAGUUCGGAAGGCUGUGAGGGCGGCGGUGGUGCUGCUUCCGCUUUUGGGAAUCACGAAUUUGAUAUCCAUGGCGGAGGCACCGCUGGAUAAGGCGGUGUGGGAGUUCGCAUUGUGGUCCUAUUCGACCCACUUCCUCACUUCAUUUCAAGGACUCUUUGUCGCCAGCCUUUAUUGUUUUCUCAACGGCGAGGUUCGACUUGCGCUCGGCAAGACGAUAACAACGUACCUAUCGUCGAGAGGAACUGAUCCUCGUAACAGAAGGCAAUUAGCUUACAGCGCCUGCCAGUCUCAUCGCAUAACGGCAGCGAUAGAAUCUGAGGAUCAAGAGAAGACGAAGGAACCGUUAAAUCGAAGAAAUUGGACACGCUUUUGUUGCCGAAAAGGCGACGUUUCGGUGGCCGAGGAGCCGGCGGAGACAAGAGUCUGACCUCGGUGGUGCCGUGGAUGGUGCUUCGGAAGGGGUUGGGAUUGGCGGCACCGAGUCUACGUGGUGGACGGCGUUCAGGGCUGAAUUU
Molecule: messenger RNA, 1637 nt
Organism: Diprion similis
Lineage: Eukaryota; Metazoa; Arthropoda; Insecta; Hymenoptera; Diprionidae
Gene: Pdfr
Product: PDF receptor
Exons: 13
Coding region: 59-1549 (496 amino acids)
Biological process (GO): cell surface receptor signaling pathway; adenylate cyclase-modulating G protein-coupled receptor signaling pathway
Cellular component (GO): plasma membrane
Molecular function (GO): G protein-coupled peptide receptor activity
Source: RefSeq, a predicted model, not a curated record